CAUCAAUGAUCGAAGUCGAACAUUGUUUCGGCAAAUAGUGUUCUGAAUUAUUUAUUUAUCUGAAGUGAUUUCUUGAAUUUGAGUGACUAGAUAAGUUAUAUUUUACAAAAUGAGUGAAGUGCGACAUCGCCGUGGGGAUGGCGACGGAAACGAAAAAGUGGAGACGGCAGGAGAAUCUGACCAUGUUGACUCGGAGGAAGAAAAGGUUUUAGAGGAGAAAUAUGUGGAUGAAAUGGCGAAGAAUUUACCACAAGGAACCGAUAAAACACCUGAAAUUCUAGACUCUGCGCUCUCGGGUCUAUCUACGCGAUGGAGAAACUGGGUAAUUCGAGGCAUUUUUACUUGGUUGAUGAUUGGUGGGUUUUGUCUACUUAUCUAUGGGGGUCCUCUGGCUUUGAUGAUAACGGUACUCUGCGUGCAAGUGAAAUGCUUUGAAGAAAUAAUCAAUAUUGGUUAUGCUGUGUAUCGAGUGCACGGCCUGCCGUGGUUCCGUUCCCUCUCCUGGUACUUCCUGCUGACGUCUAACUACUUCUUCUAUGGCGAGAACCUGAUCGACUACUUUGGUGUUGUUAUUAAUAGAACUGAUUACCUCCGUUUUCUGGUCACCUACCAUCGCUUUAUCUCCUUCAGCUUGUACUGUGUUGGCUUCGUAUGGUUCGUUCUGUCGCUUGUGAAGCGAUACUAUAUGAGACAAUUCUCUCUUUUCGCCUGGACUCAUGUUGCGUUGCUGAUCGUCGUGACUCAAAGCUACCUCAUCAUACAGAAUAUAUUCGAAGGUCUCAUCUGGUUCAUAGUGCCAGUGUCUAUGAUUAUUUGCAAUGACGUCAUGGCGUACAUAUUCGGCUUCUUCUUCGGCAAGACGCCAUUGAUCAAGCUCAGCCCUAAGAAGACCUGGGAGGGUUUCAUUGGUGGUGGUUUCUCCACUGUUCUUUUUGGACUUGUGCUAGCCUACCUGAUGUCCCAAUACCCGUAUUUAGUGUGUCCCAUCGAAUACUCGGAAUCUCUAGGCCGCAUGACGAUGGACUGCGAACCGUCGACGUUGUUCCGGUUGCAGGAAUACACGCCGCCCCAGUUUCUGUUGCCGCUGGUUAAGAUUAUGGGCCGUGAAAAGAUAACCAUGUACCCGUUCAUGAUCCACUCGCUGGCUCUCAGCAUCUUCUCAUCAGUGAUUGGACCCUUCGGAGGAUUCUUUGCGUCUGGCUUCAAACGGGCUUUCAAGAUCAAGGACUUUGGCGAUGUGAUUCCCGGUCACGGAGGUAUCAUGGACCGUUUCGACUGUCAGUUCUUAAUGGCCACGUUUGUGAACGUCUAUAUAACGUCUUUCAUUCGUACCGCUACACCGCAGAAAUUGCUGCAACAGGUCUACAACAUGAAACCGGAACAGCAGUUGCAACUAUUCUACGCGCUAAAGGAGUCGCUCGAGAACCGGAACAUUCUGAAUGUGAUCCCAUAAGUAAUAAUCAUUUUGUGGGAUAUGAGAGAGUAGUUUCACAUUUGGAUAUUGAUUAACCGACUUCAAAAAAAAAGAGUGUGCGUACUUAUGUACACGCGUUAGAAGCUAUACUUCUUUGGCGUAUGGAAAAAAAUACUAGAAUAUACAACUUGAACAUAGUUAUCAAUUUUCAUACCACCUAGAACUAACUUCAUGCUGUUAAAUUUAGGUGUCGGUGUGCGCGCGCAUCGUAAAAAUUCACUCUCAUCAUGUUUCUCCAUCGCGCCAAAAGAAGUAUAACUUCAAAAAGCAGGAGGAAUUCGGCUAUAUUGUUUUGGGUUUAUCAUUUUGGAGAUUUCGACUGGUCGAACCGAUUUUGAGUCAUUUUUAGUGUGAAUAUUUAUUUAAUAUUUUGGUUAGUUCAAUUCGUGGGCAAGAUAGAAUGUGUGAAGAAAAUUAUGGUAUACUACCAGUAGAGAAGAGAAGUGAAUAUAUAGGAAAUCGAUAAGAAUUAAGGUAUUGUUUAUUUGUGCCGUAAAGAAAAAUUUACUGAAAAAGUAUUUUUUUUUUAAUAAUGGGCGUAAUAUUUUCCCGUCAUCUUCUAUUGGAAAGGUUUUUUUACCUAACUGUUAAACUUUAGUUAUAAUAAUUAUUUUUAAAAUGCUCAGUAAUUAAAUCGAAUAAAUAUUAAUUAUAAUACAAACGGUUAUGUGAAACUACUCUCGAGUUGAUUAUCUACUACUGUUUAUAAAAACAGCAAAUUUUUGAUCUAGUCCCCUAUUGUGCAAUCGUUUACUAUCUAUAGGCACAAUAAAUACUUCAUAUUUAGAAAAAAGAGCGUGUGUGCCGAGCACACGUGUCAGAAGUGAAACUUCUUUGGCAAGAUUCAAAAUUACCAAAAUCGUUGACACCGUGACGUGACGGUAUUGCCAUGACGCGACCUUGAAAUUUUACUACUAACGCGCCUAAGGAAGUUUCACUUCAAAAACAGAUUUUUAAUAUAAUAACGGUAAACGAAACACAAUUCACGUGUAUAGAUUUUACCUCCAUUUUGAUCUAUACGUCUUAGUAUUGCUAUAAUAGAAAAUAAAAAUACCAUAGAUUAAAGAUGCUUGCUUGUUCGUAAUUGUAUUUGUUAUCUGUGGAAUAGUUUUAGUCUAUGUUUAGUUAUGGGUGUCCUAGUGGUUGUUAGGAAAUUUUCUCGAACUAUAUUUUAUUGAAUGUUACAUUAUUAUUAGUAAUAAAUAAUAAAGGUCUCGUUUCUUUUUCGCUCUUU
Molecule: messenger RNA, 2708 nt
Organism: Colias croceus (clouded yellow)
Lineage: Eukaryota; Metazoa; Arthropoda; Insecta; Lepidoptera; Pieridae
Gene: Cds
Product: phosphatidate cytidylyltransferase, photoreceptor-specific
Exons: 10
Coding region: 110-1453 (447 amino acids)
Cellular component (GO): endoplasmic reticulum membrane
Molecular function (GO): phosphatidate cytidylyltransferase activity
Source: RefSeq, a predicted model, not a curated record